UCCUGAUACCAUGGAUAUUCUGCUUUUUAAAGCACUGCUGUUGGGACUGGCUGUUCUUUUCAUUGGACUGUGCUACUAUUGCCCUCCAAGACCCUCUUUGAAUUGGAAAAUAUCAGGCUACAAAAAACCAAAUUUCAUAAUAAUUUUAGCAGAUGAUAUUGGAUGGGGAGAUCUUGGGGCCAACUGGGGCCUGAGAAAAGACACUCCUAACUUGGAUAAGAUGGCAGCGGAAGGAAUGAGAUUUGUGGAUUUUCAUUCGGCGGCAUCCACUUGCUCUCCAUCACGUGCUUCUCUCCUUACAGGACGUCUUGGCCUUCGCAAUGGAGUGACCCACAAUUUUGCAGUGACAUCUGUGGGUGGCCUCCCAUUGAAUGAGACUACAAUAGCAGAAGUCCUGAAGGAAGCUGGUUACCUCACUGCUGUGAUAGGGAAAUGGCACUUAGGGCACAGUGGUCCUUUUCAUCCCAGAUUUCGUGGUUUUGAUUACUACUUUGGGAUACCCUAUAGCCAUGAUAUGGGCUGCACCGACACACCAGGCUAUGACCUCCCUCCCUGCCCUGCUUGCCCCCACGGUCCCACAGCAAGAAGUAACUACCAGAAAGACUGCUAUCCGGAUAUUGCACUUCCUCUUUUUGAAAAUCUUGCAAUCAUUGAGCAGCCUGUGAACCUAACCAGCCUAGCUGCAAAGUAUACUGAGAAAGCAUUGAAGUUUAUCCAUGAGGCAAGCCAGAGUGGCCACCCCUUCUUCCUCUACCUCGCCCUGUCUCAUAUGCAUGUGCCUUUGGUUUUGUCUGAUGCACAAUGGAAUAUGACUUGGCAAGAUCCAUAUGGAGCAAACCUGAGGGAGAUGGAUGUCCUGGUAGGACAGAUAAAGGACAAGGUUGACAGCACUGCAAAGGAGAAUACAUUACUCUUGUUCACAGGAGACAAUGGCCCUUGGUCUGAGAAGUGUGUGUACGCGGGAAGUGUUGGUCCAUACACUGGGAUGUGGCAAAGAAAAAGAGGUGGUAGUUCAGCCAAGCAAACAACCUGGGAAGGGGGACACCGUGUUCCCAUGCUGGCCUAUUGGGUGGGGAAGAUCCCAGCAAAUGUGACCAGUCCUGUGAUGUUGAGCAUGCUAGACAUAUUUCCUACUUUGGUGUCUCUUGCAAAUGCAAGUCUCCCUCCGUCCAGACGGUUUGAUGGUAUGGAUAUCUCUGAGGUCCUUCUUGGGCAAUCAUACAAAGGACACAAGACAUUGUUCCAUCCCAACAGUGGGGCAGCUGGGAAAUACGGAGAGAUACAGGCCCUUCGUCUGGACCAGUACAAGGCAUUUUAUCUCACAGGUGGUGCCAAGGCCUGUGAUGGCAGCAUUGGGCAGGAGCAGCAUCACCAGCCGCCCCUCAUUUUCAACUUAGGGCAUGAUCUUCAAGAGGGGAAGCCCCUGGACGUCCAUGCUGCUGAAUACCAAGCUGUGUUGCCAGCAGUAAGAGAGGCUCUUGUGGGCAUUCAUCAAGAUAUUGCGACUGACAACAUAUCUGUGGCAGAUUACUCUCAUGAUCCAGAUGUGACACCCUGCUGCAACCCACAACACUUGGUCUGCAGAUGCCAACUGGCUUAUUUCAACUCAUCUUCGGGGGGAAAAAGAUACCAGACUGAUACGGGGGAUGCCAGUUCAGGAACCAGUAACGCCAUUUCCCCUUGAAGUGAGAAAGACUCAAAGACACAAGUGGACAAUACAGUACAUGUAUUAGUGGUUUAAUCAAGUAUUUUGUGAUGUGCUGCUGCUGUUGAAAGGCAGACUCCUCUAAAGCAGGCCUGGUUACACGUCUGACUUGUGUAUGGCAUCUACUUUGUUCUUUCAUGGAAUCUUGAAAGCCACCAACCGGAGCCCGGUACAAAACUCAUGGCAUUAGAGAGUUCUUUUGAGAACUGAAUGGAGCGCACAGUCCUUCUACACAAAGACCUGCUGCUGAUUACCUAAGUUUUCUUCAUUUUAAUGCACAAUUUAGAAUGCUGAUGAGGAAGAAAUUAUUGUGCCUGUUAUUAAACAUUUGGAAAUCAGAAAUAAAUUCCGAUCUACUUCAGAGCA
Messenger RNA from Varanus komodoensis (Komodo dragon), 2071 nucleotides. RefSeq names its product arylsulfatase G (gene ARSG). The record is from RefSeq and is a predicted model, not a curated record. The transcript has 11 exons. Bases 11 to 1684 code for a protein of 557 amino acids. Gene Ontology annotation, molecular function: arylsulfatase activity. NCBI's taxonomy places the organism in Eukaryota, Metazoa, Chordata, Lepidosauria, Squamata, Varanidae.